Messenger RNA from Mizuhopecten yessoensis (Yesso scallop), 705 nucleotides. RefSeq lists its product as uncharacterized. NCBI's taxonomy places the organism in Eukaryota, Metazoa, Mollusca, Bivalvia, Pectinida, Pectinidae. The transcript has 4 exons. The record is from RefSeq and is a predicted model, not a curated record. The annotation marks the transcript as partial.
UCAACCUAAAGAAUCAGUUGGAAUUGGAUGCAACGCCCGUGAAUCCAGAUUUCCCUAUGUCCGGCACAACAGACGGAAAUUACGGUCCUUUUGCUCCAAGUAUUUGUAUGGCCUCCACUGGGGCAAAUAUGGUCUGGUGGCGAGGGACUUUACCUGCUAAGGCAAGAAUACAGAAAAUCGACAUAGUGUUUAGAGGUUCAGCUCGUGCCGAUGGCUUUGCCUUGUGGAUAUCAAACGAUACAGGUAUACCGUCUGGUAUCAAAUGUUACGAGGAUGUGGACGUCGGCGUCCCAAACUUAACUCAAAACAUCACCUCAUGUAACAGAACCGGUCGGAGAGUGAUGAUAAUCAUCACAAGGACAGCACCAACACUAGCGUAUAUGGACGUGUGUGAGGUCGAUAUUUACGGUUGUUUUACAUAUAAAUAUGGUGACCAGUGUCAGUACACUUGUACCCACUGUAAACACGGAUGUAACCCUGACAAUGGAGUUUGUGAUUUAGCACACUGUAAUGCGGGAUGGACUGGACCACGGUAUUGUGAUCAAGCUUGUUCAUCAGUUACAUUUGGGGAGAACUGUGUUGAGGAAUGUCAUUGUAAGACGCCCGGAUGCAACGGAGUGACCGGACUCUGUCACACACAAGGAUGUCAUGCUGGUUACCAUGGAACCAGUUGCAGUCAAGGUUAGUCACGGCUUUUGAUACCAU